This is a messenger RNA of Balaenoptera musculus (blue whale), 4494 nucleotides long. RefSeq names its product lysophosphatidic acid receptor 1 (gene LPAR1). The transcript is spliced from 4 exons. Gene Ontology annotation, biological process: phospholipase C-activating G protein-coupled receptor signaling pathway; neurogenesis. The record is from RefSeq and is a predicted model, not a curated record. Gene Ontology annotation, molecular function: lysophosphatidic acid receptor activity. Lineage: Eukaryota; Metazoa; Chordata; Mammalia; Artiodactyla; Balaenopteridae. Gene Ontology annotation, cellular component: membrane. Bases 1221 to 2315 code for a protein of 364 amino acids.
AAAGGAGAGGAAGCAGAGUUGUUUAAGGCUGAUUUUUUAACAAAGGGGAUUUGAUACAUUGUUUGAAAAAGGAAACAGCUUCAGAUAGUAAUGGAUGAGCAGUCAGGGUUUAGCUUUGAGCGUCCUGUGAAAUCCGCAAGACGAACUCAGUCAAGGUUCGAAGCAGUCACUUGCGGGCGACGGUCACGUUCUCUUCGAAGCAGACCUCACUGGAAGCUUGAGACGUUUCCAUCCCCACCAAGAAGUCUUCCCCUCCCCGCCCUGUGCGGUUUCCGGUGACCUCUCAUUUCUGCGAAGCCCGAGGUUACCGAGUGACCGCCACCAACGCAGCCCUCCCUCCUGGUUCUGCGUUUCUUUCUUAUAUGUACUUGUAUCAGUCCUGCCAAGUUCCCUGACAUACUGUUGUCGUAGACCCCACGUGCCGUUUCAGGCUAGAGUUUGCCCAGUUUUUACUUGUAAGCUGCUACUUUUGUUGUGUAGCGGCUUUAGCAGUGGAGCUAGAGGCAGAGAAUUGCCAACACUCCAGGAAGCCAAGGGUGGGAGGUGGGUAGGGGGUGGCGCGGCUGGAGAGCCCCCCGGUGGACCGGGUGUUGUUCCAGAACCUGGGCGAAUCUCUGUGGCCGCCACUUUCCCGAGAACCAUCCCCAGGCCUUAGUCCUGCGCCGCUCCCGCCCACGCCUCCAGGUGUGUAUUCCCCGCCCUUAAUUACUCUUCUAAAUUGAUAGUUUGCACUUGCAAAGUUACACUGGGAAAGCGGAAGAGAAAUUUAUAAUCAUGGAUAUGGAGAACUAGGGGAGCACAGUUACACUUGCUUUGGUCUGCAGACCCAGGCAAUCGAAAACUCAGAAAUGGAAACGUGUGCACCUUUCCGGCAGCAAAAUUGACUCUGCGUUCUUUGCAGCCUCGACUUGAAGGCUGCGCUGGGAGAAAGUCUGUGCCUCCGGGAAAGUUCGGAAACGGAACUACGGGAGAGGCCAGACAUCGGGGAUUUUGCGGGCCCUGCGAUGUCUUCCAGAGCUUUUCAAGUGGGGAGAGAAGAGCGACAAAAUGAAAAUGCAACGUGUAGGGGAGCCCGCCCGAGUCCCGCAAGUUGUCGGUCGCAGAGGUACACAGCUGCUCCUAGCAUGACCGUGAUCUGAUCAGCAACCACGAGAACCUGACUCCCGUGUGGGGUGCCUUAGUGCUGGGGCCUGGUCACCGCCCACAACUCCAGAGCUGCCAUGGCUGCUGCCGCUACGUCCACCCCUGUCAUUUCACAGCCCCAGUUCACAGCCAUGAAUGAACCACAGUGCUUCUACAAUGAGUCCAUUGCCUUCUUUUAUAACCGGAGUGGAAAGUACCUUGCCACAGAAUGGAACACAGUUAGCAAGCUGGUGAUGGGACUUGGAAUCACCGUCUGUAUCUUCAUCAUGUUGGCCAACCUGCUGGUCAUGGUGGCGAUCUAUGUCAACCGCCGCUUCCAUUUUCCUAUUUAUUACUUAAUGGCGAAUCUGGCUGCUGCGGACUUCUUUGCUGGGUUGGCCUACUUCUACCUAAUGUUCAACACAGGACCCAAUACUCGGAGACUGACUGUUAGCACGUGGCUCCUGCGUCAGGGCCUCAUUGACACCAGCCUGACAGCCUCUGUGGCCAACUUACUGGCCAUUGCAAUCGAGAGGCAUAUUACGGUUUUCCGCAUGCAGCUCCACACGCGGAUGAGCAACCGGCGGGUGGUGGUGGUGAUUGUGGUCAUCUGGACCAUGGCCAUUGUUAUGGGGGCCAUACCCAGUGUGGGCUGGAACUGCAUCUGUGAUAUUGAAAACUGUUCCAACAUGGCACCCCUCUACAGUGACUCUUACUUGGUCUUCUGGGCCAUUUUCAACUUGGUGACCUUUGUUGUCAUGGUGGUUCUCUAUGCUCAUAUCUUUGGCUAUGUUCGCCAGAGGACUAUGAGGAUGUCUCGGCAUAGUUCUGGGCCGCGGCGCAAUCGGGAUACCAUGAUGAGUCUUCUGAAGACUGUGGUCAUCGUGCUUGGUGCCUUUAUCAUCUGCUGGACUCCUGGAUUGGUGUUGUUACUUCUUGACGUGUGCUGCCCACAGUGUGACGUUCUGGCCUAUGAGAAGUUUUUCCUUCUGCUUGCCGAGUUCAACUCUGCCAUGAACCCCAUCAUCUACUCCUACCGCGACAAGGAGAUGAGCGCCACCUUCAGGCAGAUCCUCUGCUGCCAGCGCAGUGAGAACACCAGCGGCCCCACGGAAGGCUCCGACCGCUCAGCGUCCUCCGUCAACCACACCAUUCUGGCUGGAGUUCACAGCAAUGACCACUCCGUGGUUUAGAAAGGAAACUAAGAUGAGACGCGGCCAUCAUCUACUGAGGGAUGAUCAUCCUCCCCCUUCCCAAAGGCACGGGCAGGGCGGGCUGUGAGAGAGAGGAAAAACACACUCGCGUACUUAAACACUAACCCAUGGCAGUAUUUGUUCCUAGACCCACCAAGACUUGAUGUAUAUUGAAAAAUUAGCUUAUGGGACAUCCCUCAUCCUGCUCCCCGUUCCUUUUGAAAGUAGAAAGUGGAGACCUUGCAAUAGAAUUCAUAAACAGACUCUGGAGUGUCCAUUUACACUACACUAACUAGUCUUCAAAAGAUUUUGUGUGGUUUGGUGCAAGUCAGAAUCAAUUCUGACUAAUUGAAUCCACAACUUCAUUUAUAUACAGGCUUCCCUUUUUUUCUUUUUAAAGGUUACAUUUCAUUUAAUAAACAUGUUUAUGCCUAUCAGCAUGCUUGUGAUGGAUAAGACUAUAGACUGUUUUUAAACGAUCAUAACUCCAUUUUUUUCCUUAUGUAGGAAAACUGUAAAUUAGAAUUACUUUUUUUAGAAAGCAUGCAUGUAAUGUAUGUAUGCAGUAUGCUGUACUUAAAAAGAUAAAAGGGUAUUAAUUUUAAAUCUUCUAGGAAAUAGAAGAACCUAGAUGUCAAAGCCAGUAUUUGUUUAGGUUAUGAAACAAACAAUGAUCUAAUCACAAUAUUACCUUUUUUUAUUAAAGUGUUGUAACAUGUAUAAAACAAACAGGGAAUGUAAGUUUAUUAUCAGAAGAAUGUGUACUCUAUAAAAGUUAUAGAGAUGAGCACAGUGGUAUUGUUCCCACAUAUUUAUAGUACCCAAGUACAUUCUAAUUAUUAGUUCAUCAGAGGAAUUUUUUAAUGACCUGUGUUUUUCUGUAUUAUAAUACAUAGUCAUUGUAGAAAACUUGAAAAAUACAGAAAUGUAUAAAACAGAAAAAAUACUGAUAAUAUCACAACUCAGAAGUAACCACCAUUAACAGCUUUUCCCCUGUGUAUGCCUAUAUGUAUAUUAUAUACCUUUUUAUAUAAUUGGGAUCAUACUGUAAACAGUUUUAUAACCAGUUUGUUUUUUUCCACUGCAUAAUUGCCACAUUUUCCUAUGGCAUUAAAAAUUUUACAAAAACAUAAUUUUAAUGGCUAUAUAAUAUUCCAUUUAAUGGAUGCAACUCAGUUUAUUUAACCAUUCCUGUAUUGUUGACUACUUAGGUUAUGUCUAAUUUUCACUAUUAUAAAUAAUGUUGCAAAAUUUUUAUGUACAUAAAACUUUGUCCAUAUAAUUGAUUAUUUACUUAGGACACAUUCCCAUGAAGGAUUUUUUUUUUUUAAUGUGAAAUGUCUUUUUAUGCUCUUACCUUUUAUAAAAGGGGAUUUCCUGCUCUUGCCCUAUGUAGGUGGCAAUUGUGAGGAAAGCCAGUUAAAUUACCUUUUUACAAAGGAAAUGCAGUGGUUACUUUAGUUGAGAGUGACUUUUUUUAUAUAACAAGAUGGACUAGAAACAGUCAACUGCCACAAAUAGCCAGGAUACCCUACUUAAUAUGUCUAGCAAUUCCAAAUUUCAUUUGAGCAAUGGAUGAUCCAGCUCUCGGUAGCCACAACCCUAGUGUAGAAUUGAAGACAGUGCAAACAAAUCAAACAUGCCGAGUGAAUAAAGGAUCAUCUUCAUAUUAAAUAGCUUCUGUAGCAAAUGGGUUGAGAGUGUUGGUAUGUGACUGGAUACUGUGUAUUCUCUAAGGUCACCCCUACAGAUGCCGCCAUAUUAGGUGAUACCUGUUCAACUGUCCGGGUAAACUAAUUAUUGCACCAGUUUGUCGUAAUAAGUAACCAGUAAAGUCACAGUCACGAAGCAGGUGUGGGAAAGUCGGGAGUAUGUUUGAGAGAGAGAUGUCCAGAAGAAGAAUGGUUAUUUAGGAAGGAGGAGGUCAGUGCAUGGUCACCAUUUGAACAGAGGGCAGACUCAACAAGUGCCCAAACUGGAAAGAAUAUGGGGAACCGGUUAGCAGAAAGGUGUUUGCACAGACUUGACACAAAAUACAGAGCAUUUUAUAGUGGAAGGGAAACAAACGAACUUGGACUUUUACUCAUGCGCAUUUAUUCUGAAGGAGAUGUGGACUAUUUGAAAUUUAAAACCAUACUAAUUGGACUUUAAUAAAUCAUUCUCAAUCAGUGUUUGCUAA